UAGUAUGGGCUGCUAUCUCAGACUGCUGUGUCCACGCAAAGGAUUUGACAAGCUCAAACAUAUUUAUCUUUUCAUUCCUUAUGAGGCAGGUAAACAAUUGAAGCACUAAGACACUUAUUCAAUUAACGGCUCAAGCAGACUCAUGAAAAAUGAAUAAUAGUUCCAUGUUAUUACACUUUUACGUAAAAUACACAUGAAGCAACGAAACGCAUGAAGAAUAACAAUUUGGAAAAGGUUAUUAUUAGAGCUCGAUAAGUAUUCAUCAUAACGUUUUAAUCAAAAAAUUUUGGCAAAGUGCGUUUUCAAUGCAGUCAUCCAACAAUCGAGAUUUGGGCCCAAAACUAAUCUACGAUCCAUCAUGGACAGGUCCUUUAAACACGAAGCGGUCAACUACGAACCUAUGGAUGUUGUUUCCUUUUAUCCUCGUUCUCCUCAAUUGGAUCAGAGUAGUCUCUUUGGCUUUGGGGACGAAUGUCAUCAACGAUUUUACUACCCAUGCCGAAGAAACAUUAAGCGACGAAAAAUGGAUCGUGCUUGGCACAUUGAUACUCAUCCUCAUUUUAUCAAUUCUUAUGAUUGCCUUUUUGAGAAUUGCAACCAAGCUUCGUCGUUUGCGUGUUUACUUUUUUGUGUUUUCUCGUAAAUAUUCUCUUAAUAGGCUAUAAAAUCUAUCGCGCAAUAAGCAUCGAAGGUCAGGCAGCACAGAGCGGAAUCUCUGCUUUUUUUAUGAUCUUUUGUCUGCUAUCAUUGUCAGUGGUCUGUUUGGUGAAUUUUUAUCACGGAUUCGUCGGAAUGGCUUGUAAAAUCAUACAAGAAACGAUCAAAGCUAUCAUGUUCUUCCCAUCGCUCACUUUGUGUUCACUGCUGCUCUACAUGCUUAUUCUCGUCACGACAGUUCUCGGCGUGGUUGUUGGCUCUUACCUCGAAAGGAUGCUUCCUAACCUUCAGUCACCUUUUGAUCACGUUUGCAAUCAACUUGGAAAUGCCUUCGGAUGCCUCUGGCUCACUUCGUUCUUUUUUUCCUUCUUUCGCGUGGUCAUCUCCGGGACUUAUGGUACCUGGUACUGGACGAGGAAUAAGCAAGAAGUACCUAAAUUUACACCUAUGCGGUUCAUCUGGAUUACUUUGAGAUACCAUAUUGGCUCUGUGAUAACUGGUUCAUUGAUCACACCGAUCGGCAAUUUAAUUCAAGUUUUUGGUGUGUCUCACUUGAAUUUUGCCGACCCAAGUGAAAUUAAUCAUUCUACUUUUACAAAAAUUUUGCAAAGUAUCUACAAUAGCAUAGGGAUGAUUAAUGAUCAGGCUCUUGUUUACACGGCUCUCCGUGGCCAGGAAUUCGGCGUGUCCGCCAAAACUGCCUUCAAUAUUUGGCGCAGAAACCACACGAAAUUCGCCGCAAUCGAUCAACUCACCCGCGCAAUUAUAUUCAUGGGCUACGUUUCAAUUGCAUGUCUCUCGUUGACCUUUUACUUGGUCGCGAAAGUCAUGACAUGUGGAAAUCAAAGCAUUCUGUUUAUGGGAUUUGUUGCACUUUCGAUCUUUAUGCUGAUCAAUUCAAUUAUUUUGCUGAUGGAUGUGGCGAUGGAUACCGUUUUAAUCUGUGCACUCGAGGAUUUCGAAGUCAACAGCAACAGCGCCAGGCCUUACUACAUGUCGGAUAAGCUAAAGGAGAUGAUUCUUGAGAGCAGAAUGGAAUAAUAUCUUAACGUCGAGGCUAAACUACGAAAUUUUCUAAUUUUUAAAGUUUCAAAUAAUACGCUAAAUUUUCGUUUAUUACAUUUAAUGUAUUCAAUGCACAGUUCGUGAUUAAACAUUUACUCAUGUAUACAUUUA
This is a messenger RNA of Trichogramma pretiosum, 1833 nucleotides long. RefSeq names its product choline transporter-like protein 2. Gene Ontology annotation, cellular component: membrane. Lineage: Eukaryota; Metazoa; Arthropoda; Insecta; Hymenoptera; Trichogrammatidae. The coding region runs from base 727 to 1698 and encodes 323 amino acids. The transcript is spliced from 8 exons. Gene Ontology annotation, molecular function: transmembrane transporter activity. The record is from RefSeq and is a predicted model, not a curated record. Gene Ontology annotation, biological process: transmembrane transport.